Osmerus eperlanus (European smelt) is the source of this 1279-nucleotide messenger RNA. It is a transcript of the gene unga, whose product is annotated as uracil DNA glycosylase a. Bases 34 to 945 code for a protein of 303 amino acids. Gene Ontology annotation, molecular function: uracil DNA N-glycosylase activity. Gene Ontology annotation, cellular component: nucleus; mitochondrion. Lineage: Eukaryota; Metazoa; Chordata; Actinopteri; Osmeriformes; Osmeridae. Gene Ontology annotation, biological process: base-excision repair, AP site formation via deaminated base removal; base-excision repair. The transcript has 7 exons. The record is from RefSeq and is a predicted model, not a curated record.
ACUGAAAGAGAAGGCGAAAGCAGAAAAGGGCUAAUGAGAAUGAUAGGUCAGAAAACUAUCAAUUCGUUUUUCACGCCUGUUUCGAAAAAGAGAAAUACAGACAAGCUAAAUGGAGACACCAAGGAUGAGCAUGUUGGCCAGAAUAAGAAGCUGAAGACAUCUGACGAUAAGGCGGCUUCUUCGUCAUCUUAUCGUCUGAGCCCAGAACAGCUCGAGCGAAUCGCUCAAAACAAGAGAGCGGCUCUGGCGAAGCGCGAGCUCGGCAGCCAAACACCGGAAGGAUUUGGGGAGAGCUGGCAAAAGGCGUUAGGAGCAGAGUUUUCAAAGCCCUAUUUCAACAAAUUGAUGUCCUUCGUUGCAGAGGAGAGGAGAAAACACACCGUCUACCCGCCCUCCGAUCAGGUGUUCACCUGGACACAGGUGUGCAGCAUUCAAGAUGUCAAGGUGGUGGUUCUUGGCCAGGAUCCGUACCACGGUCCCAAUCAAGCCCAUGGGCUGUGCUUCAGUGUGCAGACACCUGUCAAACCUCCACCGAGCUUGUUGAACAUGUACAAAGAAUUGUCCUCCGACAUAGAGGGCUUCCAUCCCCCGGGGCAUGGAGACCUGACAGGAUGGGCGCAACAAGGAGUGCUGCUGCUAAACGCUGUGCUCACCGUGCGGGCUCACCAGGCUAACUCCCACAAGGACCAGGGCUGGGAAGUGCUGACUGAUGCGGUGAUCCACUGGCUUAAUGACAACCUGCAGGGGCUCGUCUUCAUGCUGUGGGGGUCCUACGCACAGAAGAAAGGAGCAGCUAUCGAUAGGAAGCGUCACCACGUCCUCCACUCCGUGCAUCCCUCUCCGCUGUCGGCACACCGAGGAUUCCUCGGUUGCAAGCACUUCUCCAAGACCAACGAGCUGCUGAAGAAAUCUGGGAAGCAACCGAUAGACUGGACCGCACUUUGAGAUUUGGAUUUGAAAUGCGAAUACAAGCAACGUUUCUGCUAGCUACUGACCAAACCGUAUAAGCUUACGUUUUCCUUCUUGUGUCUUUGCAUUUUUGCGGAGUUUUCCGCCACACUAUGAAGAGUUAGUUGGGGUGGGUGUUAAUGUUCAAACUGGAACUACAUGGACAUCUGUUUACAUUUUAUUUUAAGGCUCAUGGUAAUACAGCUGGUUGGAAGUGCUAAAGUGGUUAGGUGAACCCACGGCUGCAGACGGGAAAUAAGUAGACUCAUUUUUAUAUACUCUUACAUUUGUUUAUGGUUUUGUACUUCCAAAUAAAUAUCUAACGUACUUC